AAUCAACCACGAGCCUGCCACGCUCCCACCGUCCACGUGUCAUCAAUCAAUGGUACUAUCCUGUCACUAGCCACGCUUUUACUCUCACUCCCUUCACCAUUCAAAACCCUCCAAUUCUUCUCCCUCCUCUUCAAUCUUCCACGGUUUGCAAAAAUCUCUGUUUUUCUUUUCCCUUUUCGUCAAAAGCUUCAUUUUUUCUUUUGAGCCAUGUUGCUGAAAGCUGCUUCAGCCUUUUCUUUGUUGAAUCCUCAAGUGGAAAAUCUGGGUCCCCUGUGUUCCUCUAUUUCUUCAUCUCAGACCUCCCUUUUCAAUUCUUUUUCUUCUUCAAUUCUUCGGCUUUCUUCUCCAAGAAAUGGAACUGGGUCUGUUGUACUUUGCGCUACCAAAGGACACAACACCAAGCCCCUAACCGGUGUCGUUUUUGCACCCUUUGAGGAAGUCAAGAAGGAGCUUGAUCUUGUCCCCACUUUGCCUCAAGUUUCUCUGGCUCGUCAAAAGUUUACCGAUGAGUGUGAAGCUGCUAUCAACGAACAAAUCAAUGUCGAAUACAAUGUCUCCUAUGUCUACCAUGCUAUGUUUGCCUACUUUGAUAGGGACAACAUUGCACUCAAGGGUCUUGCCAAGUUCUUCAAGGAAUCGAGUUUAGAAGAGAGAGAGCAUGCUGAGAAAUUGAUGGAAUACCAGAACAAACGAGGUGGAAAAGUGAAGCUGCAGUCCAUAUUGAUGCCCCUCUCUGAGUUUGAUCAUGCAGAGAAAGGAGAUGCAUUGUAUGCAAUGGAGCUUGCCUUGUCCCUGGAGAAACUAACAAAUGAAAAGCUCUUGAACUUGCAGAGUGUGGCUGAACGGAACCAUGAUCCGCAAUUGACAGAUUUCAUUGAAGGCAAAUACUUAGCUGAGCAGGUGGAGGCCAUCAAGAAAAUAUCAGAAUAUGUGGCUCAGUUGAGAAGAGUUGGCAAAGGACAUGGAGUAUGGCACUUUGAUCAGAUGCUUCUCCAUGAAGAAGCGGAAGCUAUUGCAUGAAACUGGACCGGCUGCCUGGUUCCACGUCAGAGGUUGUUCUAUAAGGGUCUUGUGUCAGUGGUUCGUUGCAGAGAGAUUUUGGUUGUAAGCUGUAUAAUUAGUGCAGAAACUUUGUGUUGAUGAUAAGAGCUAAUAAGGGAUAUAAGUCCUCUUAAUCAAAAUUCUUUUUCGUGUGCCGCAUUAAUGACAGUAUUCUUCGUUUAAAUCCUGCAACGUUAAGCAGAUAGCUCAAAGGAAAAGUUUGAUAAUAACUGGAACCUAACCAUAUGGCCAGGAGUAGAGGUGUUUAUGAGUUGGGUUUAGUAGGUUAUAACUUUUUUUUUUUGGGUUAUUUUAGGAGGAUAAAUUCUUAGUAAAGUUUUGAUUCGAAAUCAGAUUUUUAAUAUUUUUUCAAAUAUUUUUAAUCAUUAAGUUAAAAGCUUGGGGAU
Messenger RNA from Durio zibethinus, 1448 nucleotides. Its product is annotated as ferritin-3, chloroplastic-like. Gene Ontology annotation, biological process: iron ion transport; intracellular iron ion homeostasis. Gene Ontology annotation, cellular component: cytoplasm. The record is from RefSeq and is a predicted model, not a curated record. Gene Ontology annotation, molecular function: ferric iron binding; ferrous iron binding. Lineage: Eukaryota; Viridiplantae; Streptophyta; Magnoliopsida; Malvales; Malvaceae.